Syngnathus acus (greater pipefish) is the source of this 2806-nucleotide messenger RNA. RefSeq names its product alkaline phosphatase, biomineralization associated (gene alpl). Gene Ontology annotation, molecular function: alkaline phosphatase activity. Gene Ontology annotation, biological process: dephosphorylation. The transcript is spliced from 13 exons. The record is from RefSeq and is a predicted model, not a curated record. Gene Ontology annotation, cellular component: plasma membrane. Lineage: Eukaryota; Metazoa; Chordata; Actinopteri; Syngnathiformes; Syngnathidae. Bases 251 to 1849 code for a protein of 532 amino acids.
CUCAAAAAGCCUCGGUAGAACCACUCUGGGCCUUUAAAAGGCAGUGAAAGCAACGACAAGGAGACACAAAUCAAGGUGAAACAUUGCUGGGCAACGUUUGAGGAGACACUGUGUGCAGUAAGUGGAACUGCUGCACUUAACUUUUUUUGGGCUGGCUGGAUCUCUGCCUCUGGGCGGACCGGGUACCUUCUGACUGAGGCAGCAAAUAAGAAAGAGCAAGACGACGUUUUUGACACAUCGAGCUGACAACAUGAAGGGGACACUGCAACUUGUUGUCAUCUGCUGCACUCUGUUGGCUGUGCCAUGUUCAAGUCAGCCAAGCUUUCCUGCGCAAGAGAAGGAUCCCAAUUUCUGGAGAGACUGGGCCCAAAAAACCCUGAACAAUGCGCUAAGGCUGCAGACACUCAACCAGAAUAGAGCCAAGAACAUCAUCAUGUUCCUUGGUGACGGGAUGGGCGUUCCCACGGUAACUGCCGCUCGGAUAUUGAAGGGUCAGCUGAGCGGACAGUCUGGAGAAGAGACCGUGCUGGAGAUGGAAAAGUUCCCCUUUGUGGCUUUGUCCAAGACAUACAACACAGAUGCACAGGUGGCCGACAGCGCCGGCACGGCCACAGCCUUCCUUUGCGGCGUCAAAGCUAACGCGGGCACGGUGGGCGUGAGCGCCAAUGCCGUCCGCUCCCAGUGCAACACCACGCGGGGUAACGAGGUCACCUCCAUCCUCAAGUGGGCCAAAGAUGCAGGCAAGUCGGUGGGCAUCGUGACAACGACUCGCAUCAACCACGCCACACCCAGCGCCGCUUACGCGCACAGUGUAGACCGAGACUGGUAUUCGGAUAACGAGAUGCCGGCUGAGGCGCUGCAGGCCGGCUGCAAAGACAUCGCCAGGCAACUGUUUGAAAAUAUCCCAAACAUUGAUGUCAUGAUGGGCGGAGGAAGAAAGUACAUGUUUCCCAAAAACACUUCGGACGUGGAGUACCCCACCGUUGAGAAGCAUAACGGCACGCGCAACGACGGUCGGAACCUGGUGCAGGAGUGGAUCAACAAAAACAAGAACAAUAAAGGCCAUUACGUGUGGAACAGGUCUCAGCUUUUAUCGCUCAACCCAAUCAAUGUCAAUUACUUACUGGGACUCUUUGAACCGUCAGAUCUCAUGUAUGACUUGGAGAGGAACAAUGAAAGCGAUCCGUCACUCACGGAGAUGGUGGAUGUGGCCAUCAGGAUCUUGAGGAAGAACCCCAAUGGAUUUUUUCUGCUUGUAGAAGGCGGGCGUAUCGACCACGGUCACCACGGAGGUCUGGCUCAGCUGGCUCUGCACGACGCCGUAGAAAUGGACCGGGCUAUCGGCCGAGCGGACUUGUUGACCAGCGUCUACGACACCUUGACUGUCGUCACCGCCGACCAUUCGCACGUGUUCAGCUUUGGAGGUUACACGUUUCGAGGAAACAACAUUUUCGGCUUGGCUCCCGAGGUGAGCGACGUUGACCAUAAGCCUUUCACCGCCAUCGCAUACGGCAAUGGCCCCGGAUACAAAUUAGUCGACGGCGAAAGGGAGAACAUCUCCAACGUUAACUAUGGUGACAUCCACUACCAGCCUCAGGCUGCUGUUCCGCUCAGCUCCGAGACCCACGGCGGCGAGGACGUUCCCGUGUUUGCCAAAGGCCCGCUGGCUCACCUGAUGCACGGCGUGCACGAGCAGAACUACAUCGCGCACGUGAUGGCGUACACGGCCUGCAUCGGGAUCAACAAGGCACACUGCGAGCAGGGCAGUUCCGUUUUUGAUGACGCACCACGCCCCGCCUUCUCCUUUGUUGUUGUCACCGCGUUGGCAGUCGUACGAUUUCUCUGUUGACGGCAAUGCAUUUUUAAUUUUUAAUCUUACGACUGUUGCUCUCGUUCUUUACUAUCCUUGAGUUGAUCUAUACGAUAACACUUUCAGAAUCUACAGACACGUAUGUCAAACAUAGCACCACGUUAGUGGAUGUUGCCACACUAUCUUCAGAUUCCUCAACCACAAUCUCCCUAUGCAAUAGACGAGCAUUUAUUGUGCAUAUUUUACAUUACGAAAAACUUACCACAGAACAAAAAUGUCACAAAAAAGAUGAUCUACUCAAAAGUGACACACACAAAAACAAAAGGCAACAGGUAUAAAGAUAGUUGUAUCUUCAGUCAUCUACUGUUUGUCAAUAUAUGUCGCUUGCAUAGAUAGAUGAAGAAAGGAUCAAUGUUUCAAAAGUCAGUACAAACCUUGCAUGUUUAUACAUUGUAAUGGAACAACACAAGAAAUGUAGUAAGUAGUGCACAGCUUGCAUAAAUAAAUGUAUUGUCCCCUCAAAAUAGAGCACAGCCAUUAAUGUUUAGACCACUGGCAAACAAAGUGACUAGACCAAAUGUCCAAAUUGGGUUCAAAGUGUCAAAGGCAUACUCACUUUUGUGAGACAUUAUAGUUUUUGUAAAUAAGUAGUUUUCUCACCAAUUAAGUGGAAUUAGAUCAUGGCAGAGUGGUUGAAAAUCCUUGUAGUGUUUUAAGUCUGAAACUGGCUUUGCUGUUUUUGUUUUUUUUAAACAAUAACAUCUACCUCAUACGUGUUGGGAUGAUGAAAUGUGGUAUGUAUGAAGAAAAAGUCACUUUUGAAUGUAUCAAUCACUAAACUAGAUCCCCAAAUAAAUUCUCAAUCGGUGUACUUUUCCAUCUGCUCUGUUGUGGUGGCUGCAGUUGGAUUCAUGUUUAAUUGUAGUGAGCCCAUGAUUGGCUGUUUGAUUGGGUUUAUUCCUGAACUGGUGUCUAAUAAAAAAUCUUGACAGUCUG